Messenger RNA from Hypanus sabinus (Atlantic stingray), 2800 nucleotides. Its product is annotated as calpain-2 catalytic subunit-like. Gene Ontology annotation, cellular component: cytoplasm. NCBI's taxonomy places the organism in Eukaryota, Metazoa, Chordata, Chondrichthyes, Myliobatiformes, Dasyatidae. Gene Ontology annotation, molecular function: calcium-dependent cysteine-type endopeptidase activity; calcium ion binding. The transcript is spliced from 21 exons. Bases 1 to 2100 code for a protein of 699 amino acids. Gene Ontology annotation, biological process: proteolysis. The record is from RefSeq and is a predicted model, not a curated record.
AUGUCAGGAAUGGCGUCUCGUAUCAAGAAGUGCAGGGAGCGUGCGGCCGGAAUCGGCUCCUGGGAGCAACCUGUGAAAUUUCUCAAACAGGAUUAUGAAGCGCUCCGACAGCAGUGCUUGGAAACGGGAAGCCUGUUCUGUGAUGAGUCUUUCCCCGCGUGUCCUUCAUCCCUGGGCUACAAUGAACUCGGACCUGGUUCAUUCAAAGUUAGAGACGUGGAGUGGAAACGCCCGGGAGAUCUGUGUGCAAACCCUGAAUUUAUAAUUGGAGGAGCAUCACGUACGGAUAUCUGCCAAGGGGCGCUUGGUGACUGCUGGCUUUUGGCUGCCAUUGCAUCACUGACCCUGAACAAUGAGGUUCUACACAGAGUGGUGCCUGAAGGACAAGACUUCAGCUCUGAUUAUGCAGGAAUUUUCCAUUUCCGGUUCUGGCAGUACGGAGAAUGGGUGGAUGUGGUGAUCGAUGACAGGCUGCCCACGAAGGACGAUGAGCUGAUGUUUGUGCACUCAGCUUCAGGGAACGAGUUCUGGAGUGCUCUGCUGGAGAAAGCUUAUUCAAAGUUAAAUGGGUCCUACGAAGCACUGUCCGGAGGAUCCACAACAGAGGGGUUUGAAGAUUUUACAGGAGGAAUUUCAGAGUGGUAUGAACUAAAUGAAGCACCAGACAAUCUCUUUAAGAUCAUACAAAAGGCAUUAAGAAGUGGGUCACUACUUGGCUGUUCUAUUAAUAUCACAAGCUCAGCAGAAACGGAGGCUAUUACUUCGCAGCAGCUGGUCAAAGGACAUGCUUACUCUGUAACUGGAGCAGAAACAGUGAGCUAUCAAGGUGAUCAGGAAAAAUUGAUCCGAGUCAGGAAUCCUUGGGGUCAAGUAGAGUGGACUGGAAGCUGGUCUGACAAUGCAUCAGAGUGGGGAUGUGUCCCUGAUGAAGAAAGAGAGCGCCUUUGUGACCGAUCGGAGAAUGGAGAAUUCUGGAUGGCAUUUUCUGAAUUUCUAAGGAAUUUCUCUCGAGUGGAAAUCUGCAAUCUCACCCCUGACACACUUGCCAGUGAUGAAGUUCAUAAAUGGAGCAUGAUUGUUCACAAUGGGUCCUGGAGAACUGGAUCUUCUGCAGGGGGAUGUCGAAACUACCCAAAGACAUUUUGGACAAAUCCUCAGUUUAAGAUUGUUCUGAAUGAAGCAGAUGAAGAUCCUGAUGAUGAAGAUGAGUUGUGCAGUUUUCUAGUUGGGGUGAUUCAGAAGAAUCGUAGACAGCAACGGAAAAUGGGAGAGGACAUGCAUACUGUAGGCUUUGCUAUCUAUGAGGUCCCUGAUGAGUAUAAAGGCCAAACUAAUAUUCAGCUGAGAAGGGACUUUUUCAUGACCCAUGCGUCCCGUGCUAGAUCAGAAACCUUCAUCAACCUGCGAGAGGUCAUGAACCGACAUGCUCUUCCACCCGGACAAUACUUCAUUGUACCAUCCACUUUUGAGCCAAAUAAAGAUGGAGACUUUGCAAUCCGUAUAUUUACAGAGAAACAAGCUGAAGUAGAGGCAAUAGACAUUGAAGUUGAUGCAGUACUGGAGGAUGAGGAGGUUGAUGAAGAAGACAUUAGUAGGAACUUCGAGAAUUUGUUUGAUUAUUUAGCGGGAGAGGAUGCGGAGAUUUCCGCCUUCGAGCUGCAAAGUAUACUGAACAAAAUUGUAUCCAACCGUGAAGACAUUAAAACUGAUGGCUUUACUUUGGAGACCUGUCGAAAUGUAAUCAGUCUAAUGGAUAAAGAUGGAUCAGGAAAAAUUGGACUAGUCGAAUUCAAGGUGUUUUGGAACAAGUUACAGAAGAUGCUGAAAAUCUUCAAGAAGAUGGAUGCUGAUGAAUCUGGUACCAUGAGUUCACAUGAAAUGCGACUGGCACUUGAAGAAGCAGGUUUCACUCUGAACAAUACAUUGAUUCAGAUCAUUGUUGCACGUUAUGCAAACUCCAACCUGGUCAUUGACUUUGAUAACUUUGUUGGCUGUUUGAUUCGACUGGAAACCAUGUUCAGGAUAUUUAAAUCAUUAGAUCUGGAUGAUGGAGAAGCAGAGUUGGAUAUAUAUCAGUGGCUGCGUCUGGUACUGAACUAAAAUGCUGCUAUGUCACAAGAAGGCAGUCUUCAAUCAAUAACCAAAUACUAAAAUGGACAUCUCUAAACUAUAAAGGAGCAACAUGAGAACUAAAAUAAUUCCACUAAUUGGAUAUCAUGUAUCGGCAUAGAGUGAAGGGAAUAGGGUUCUGAUUUUGUUAGUGCAUUGCUAUCCUGUCUUUAAGGUGAAUUGCUACACAGCAAUGUGGGAAUCAAAACUAUUUUAAUCCAGAUCAUAUUGAGUAUCAAUAUUCCUGAAAGACAUCUUAUAUUAGUUAUACAUCUUAUAUUUGCAGCAGCCACAUUGUAUCAGUGAUUUACUAAUGAUUAUUACCUUUUGUAAGAAAGUCCAAAUAUUCAAAAAUUAGCAACUCCUUUCUUUAAGUCUAUAAAUAUGGCACAAGUAGAUCACAACAAUGGUGAUCAGAGAAUCAUGUUUUGGAAUCUUGGUUUAUAAAACAAAUAGAAUAUUCAAACUGAAUUGACCUUUUACGUUUAGAAACUGUUUGUUUUGUGCUAUACAGCCAUAGAAAUGUUUUCCCAAUUGGUUACUGAAAAGAACUAAUAUAAUUGCUGGUGCUUUUAUUAUGUUUGCUGGAUGCUUUUGGUACAAGCAUUUAAUAUAAAUCAAAAUAUGCUUCAAAUUUUAAAACUGCUUUUAUUUGCACAAUUGUAUCUAAAAUUAAAUACAGAAUAUGGGU